CAAGAGUAUUUUGCAAUAUAAAGGUACUCUUUAAUCUUCUUCAAUUCGAGUCUUUGUUCUUUAUUGCCUGAGCUCGACAAUUUCAUAGGGUAUGAAGUAAAACAUAGAAAACGAAGCCAUCAUCCACCAGAAGCCAAUGUCGCAAAUCGAGUGCUUACCCAUCGACGCCCCAAAGAGGAGCCAACCUCGCCUUCCGACUCAUGUCUCCCUCACUCGGAAGGUGGGAGCAGAAUUUGUUGGCACAUUCAUCCUCAUAUUUGCUGCAACAGCCGCACCCAUCAUCAACCAAAAGUACAAUAACAUCACCUCUCUGAUCGGAAACGCAGCAUCCUCCGGCCUAGCGGUGAUGAUCGUAAUUCUGUCGACGGGACACAUCUCCGGCGCCCACCUGAACCCCUCACUCACUAUCGCCUUAGCCGCCAUCCGCCACUUCCCUUGGGUUCAAGUCCCUGCCUACCUCACCGCCCAAAUCUCCGCCUCCAUAUGCGCCUCUUUCACUCUCAAAGGUAUUUUUCACCCUUUCAUGUCCGGCGGCGUUACAGUUCCCUCCGUCGGCACCGGCCAAGCCUUUGCUCUUGAAUUCCUCAUUACCUUCAAUCUCUUGUUCGUGGUCACUGCUGUCACUACUGAUACUCGCGUUGUUAGAGAGUUGGCCGGAAUUUCCGUCGGAGCUACCGUGAUGCUCAACAUUCUUAUCGCAGGGUCAUCCACCGGUGGUUCAAUGAACCCCGUGCGGACUCUUGGCCCCGCCGUGGCCGCCGGAAAUUACCAAGAAUUGUGGGUGUACAUGGUGGCUCCUAUACUUGGGGGGAUUGUCGGUGCCGGAAUCUACUCUGCCUUGAGAAUCAAAGAUGAUGAAAUGGAUAUUCCGCCGCACGUGAGGAGCUUCGGUCAGUACACAGGUGGCAGCUGUGUUCGUGUUUAAAUGUUCUUCUUGUAUUCGUAAAAAUACCAUUUUGGUAUCGAGUCGAUUGAAUUAUACUUAAAUUAAUAUUAUUUUUGUGUAAAAGCGAUCCAUGACAUAAUAAUAUGGAUGUUUCGAUUUUAGUAU
Cucurbita maxima (winter squash) is the source of this 1051-nucleotide messenger RNA. Its product is annotated as probable aquaporin NIP5-1. Gene Ontology annotation, biological process: transmembrane transport. The record is from RefSeq and is a predicted model, not a curated record. Gene Ontology annotation, cellular component: membrane. Lineage: Eukaryota; Viridiplantae; Streptophyta; Magnoliopsida; Cucurbitales; Cucurbitaceae. The transcript has 4 exons. Gene Ontology annotation, molecular function: channel activity. The coding region runs from base 137 to 925 and encodes 262 amino acids.